Cladophialophora yegresii CBS 114405 is the source of this 252-nucleotide messenger RNA. RefSeq lists its product as uncharacterized. Bases 1 to 252 code for a protein of 83 amino acids. Lineage: Eukaryota; Fungi; Ascomycota; Eurotiomycetes; Chaetothyriales; Herpotrichiellaceae. The transcript has a single exon. The record is from RefSeq and is a predicted model, not a curated record.
AUGGACGACGAACGGGUCCGAGUCUCUUCCAAGGUCAUGUCUUUGGCGUCUCCAGUCUUCAUAGCAAUGUUCACCUCAGGCUUCAAGGAGAGCUGGACAUUUCGAGGAACUGCCAGCGACCCAUCAAGCAUCUCGCUGCCAGACGACGACUCCGCCGCGUUCAUCUAUCUUAGCAAAGUGAUCCACUUCCAAGACCCGAAGCUUCCAAAUAACGUCGACAUUGUGUUCUUCGAGAAGCUCGCUGUCUUGUGA